Rattus norvegicus (Norway rat) is the source of this 13737-nucleotide messenger RNA. Lineage: Eukaryota; Metazoa; Chordata; Mammalia; Rodentia; Muridae. The record is from RefSeq and is a predicted model, not a curated record.
AAGAAGCUGUCUGCGGUCACCAGCGUGGCAGAGGAAGUGAACAGAAGCCCUGCCUUCCACCUCCUGACGCAGAACCUGUCUCUGUUGGAAACCUGGUCACCCUCUCAGCUAGUGGGUUCCAUUUCCUGGUUUGAAAAGAGGCGGCCGGGAAGGCAAGGAAGAAGAUGGAGUCAGAGUUCCUCUACGACCUGUUGCAGCUCCCAAAGGAGGUAGCUCAGCCCACGGAGGAAGAGCUUCCACGAGGAGGAAAGAAGAGAUAUCUGUCGCCCAAUUCCAAGAGGAACCCCAAGUUUGAACAACUGCAGAAGGUGCUGAUGGAAUGGAUCAACGCCACACUCCUCCCAGAGCACAUCGUGGUCCGCAGCCUAGAGGAGGACAUGUUUGAUGGGCUCAUUCUGCACCACCUGUUCCAGAAGCUGUCAUCGCUCAAGCUGGAAGUGGAGGAAAUCUCUCUGACCUCGGCCAGCCAGAGGCGCAAGCUAGGGGUCAUCCUGGAGGCCGUCAACCAGAGUCUUCAGGUUGAAGAGCAGCAGGCCAAGUGGAGUGUGGAGACCAUCUUCAACAAGGACCUGCUGGCCACCUUGCAUCUCCUGGUGGCCCUGGCCAAACGCUUCCAGCCAGACCUGCCCCUCCCAGACAACAUCCAGGUGGAAGUCAUCCACAUUGAGAGCACCAAGAUGGGCCUGAAGUCGGACAAGCAGGUGGAGCAGCUCACAGAGUGCAACUCACACAAGGACCAGCCUUCACAGGACGCCUUUGAUGAAUUAUUUAGGCUGGCUCCGGAGAAAGUGCACGCCGUCAAAGAGGCCAUUGUGAGCUUUGUCAACCAGAAGCUAGAAGGCCUGGGCCUCUCUGUACAGAGCCUGGACACCCAGUUUGCAGAUGGCGUCAUCUUGCUUCUGCUGAUUGGACAGCUAGAAGGCUUUUUCUUGCAUCUGAAGGAAUUCUAUCUCACUCCCAGCUCUCCCACAGAGAUGCUGCACAAUGUCACCCUAGCCCUGGAACUACUCAAGGACGAAGGCCUGUGCAGCUACCCCAUCAACCCUGAAGAUAUUGUGAACAAGGACACCAAGAGCACACUGCGAAUACUUUACGGACUAUUCCAGAAGCAUUCACUGAGGGCAGUGGGCGACAGGGCACACCAUGGUACCCCAAAAUAGUCACCACUACCUCUCCAAGCUGUUUCUCAGGGGCUGCCACCUCUGGAGGACACAGCAGUCCUAGAUCUUCCCACACCAGCCUUGUUACUGUGGGUUGGUGACAUGCUUCCUUCCCACACCUGUCUUGCUUGCCUUUGACCCCACCAGAUGGGGACCAAUCUUGUACCCACCCCUGCUUUAUGAAUUGUAUUUAAGUGGGCGAGGGGGACUCUGCAUGCCUGGGUUAGCCUUUAACUGUGGCAAAAAAGAGUUUGGUUCCCAGGCUAGACCAGCCCUAUCAGCCCUCCAGUCUGUCUACUGGAGCAGUUAGUGGCUGCUCAGACCCCACAAAGCUGACCAUCCCCAGCCAAAGGCUCUUUGGCAUCAAGACUGAUGGUCUCAGGCCAUGGUCUCUACAUACUUAGUUCCUGAUCAUCUCCCUUCCACUUGGGGUGAUGAGCCCAGAACCCUCCCAAAGACCAGAGAAACAUGUAGACCCCAUGUCAGAGGACCCUGGCCAGGCUCUCCUUACAGCUGCAGUCCUGAGCUCUGCCCUGAGCCCCCAGGGAAAGAGAACCUGGAGUUGAUUCUUGGGCUCAAGUUAUCUCUGGUCUGCAUUGUGUCCUGUGAGACUUAGUGUCUUGUUCAAAGAGAGAGAAACAGCUAAAGAACUGAGCUGGGUCCAGGCUGGAGGAGAAGCCGUGGGGGAAGAUGCAUGGUAUGGGGGUCCAGGGGUACAGAGAUAUAGAGGUGUAGGGAUUCAGGGGUGCAGGGAUGUAGGAGGUUAGCCUCAUCGUUACUCUUCUGGGCUAUUCCUUGUUUGCCCAGCUCCUAGCCCCUGUGAGCAAAGUCUUUGAGGUUUGGGGUGAGUUUUGCCUUUGGGGAACUUUGGAGUAGAGUCUGACAGGGCAGGUCACCCCUACAAAGACAGUGGGUGCAGCUAGGUGACCUGGGGCUUCUCCCUACCCAACGCCUUCUACCUGUCCCUUUGGCCCUAGGCAGGCCACUCAUCAGUCUUAGACAGUCCCAUCAGAUAUCUGUCCUGCUGCCCCUGGGACAUGUCCCUCUUCUAUAUCAGAGGCCUCUAUAUCACAGUAGCUGAAGCCUGGCUCUCUCUACCUGCUCAGGUAAUCCUUCCAUGGAGACCUUCCUCUGUGCCUUGUCUCUUCUCUUUGGAGCAUCCUGAGGCACCGUACAAGCUUGAACCUCUCUGCUUCUUUACUGGGGCUUGGUAGACCAAAGCCGGAAUCCACAGUCACCUCCUAGGCUCUUGGUUCCCUCCCUCCUUCCCUGCUUGCUUGUCCCCGUGGCCCCUUCAUGUCCUCACCUCCACCUCCUCACCUCCUGUCUGAUAGGAGAUUUGGACAUAAGGAAAAUCAUUUUUGUAACUUUGUUGAGGAAUAAAUAACAUUUCCCCAUUUAAAUGCACGGCUUAAUGAUAGCAGACUAACAUAGGCAAUCGAAUCCCUCCAAGCAGAAGGCUCAACCCGGUCACCUGAUGUCCCUCCUGUCAGAGCCCUGGCGUUAGAAGGGCGGAUCCACUUUGUGUCCUGCCUUUUCUGCAUUUUUUAGAAGCUGCCAUCACCGAGCGAGUGGCCUUCUUCACUGUGGUGGGGUUGGUCUACUGCUCUGCAUUUCUCUGCAUUUCUCUGCAUUGCUCUGCAUCCCAAGUCUAGUUGAAUUCUCACGUAUACCAGCUUAUGUUCUGCAUACUCUGCUCCUUAAUUUAAAACUACUGUUUGAAUAAAGACACCUACAGCCAGGAGCUGGGCAGAAGAGAGGUAGGCGAACCUUUGGUUCCUGGGCUGGGGGUCUGGGGCAGAGGCCACAAGGGGAGGGAGGGGAAGAAGGAAGAAGGUGCUAUGGGGUAAGUGGGUUAUGAGCUCAUAGCCAUGAGGGCUGGCCUGUUGGAGCAGGAGAGGCGGGGCGGAUCACGCAUGUGCUAUCUUAGAGUUAUUGACAAGAAAGAAGACAGAAUGGCCCAGAGGGUUGAUAUCUGCCUGGCUCUAGUGCUUUAAGGCUUAUCAUAAAUUUAGAGGCUUGCUGUCUUUUAUUUGGGAGCGAAGUGAUCUAAGGUGGGAUAGAAACCCCCAAAUAAUAUUUACAGUAACAGUGUGGGGUUUCUUUCCCUGAUGCAACUCUGCUGUUUCCACAGUGACCCUACAGCCCACCCUUCUGUUUGCUGAAGACGACCCCCGCCCCCCAUGGGGGCCAAUCAUUCAUCCGUGCAUGCACUGCCUCCAAAGCUCGAGGGCUCUCUUUACUCCAGUUUCUAUGGAGUCUACAGGGAUCGCCAUUCAUGGUUCUCAGAUUGCUUUUCAUGUUCAAGUCUGUGUAGGAACACUUCCCAUCCCUUUCCCUAGGUGAAUGCACAAGACUGACACGGUUGAUUGGUACAGUAAUUGUAUGUUUUGUUCUGUAAGAUACUGAGAAAUGUAAGUUCUUUCUCUGCUGGUGAAAUGAGCCAAUUCAAGCCGUAUGUAUGUAUAUAUGUAUGUGUGUAUGUAUGUGUGUAUGUGUGUAUAUGUGUAUGUAAGUGUAUGUGUGUACAUGUAUGUGUGUAUGUGUGUACGUGUAUGUGUGUAUGUGUGUACAUGUGUACAUGUAUGUGUGUAUGUGUGUGUAUGUGUGUAAGUGUAUAUGUGUAUGUGUGUACAUGUGUACAUGUAUGUGUGUGUAUGUGUGUACGUGUGUAUGUGUGUAUGUGUGUGUAUGUGUGUAUGUAUGUACGUGUAUGUGUGUGUAUGUGUGUGUAUAUGUGUAUGUAAGUGUAUGUGUGUAUGUAAAUGUAUGUGUGUAUGUGUGUACGUGUGUACGUGCAUGUGUGUGUAUGUGUGUAUGUGUGUAUAUGUGUAUGUAAGUGUAUGUGUGUAUGUGUGUAUGUGUGUACAUGUAUGUGUGUAUAUGUGUACGUGUGUACAUGUAUGUGUGUAUGUGUGUAUGUGUAUAAGUAUAUGUAUGUGUGUACAUGUGCACAUGUAUGUGUGUAUGUGUGUGUAUGUGUGUAUGUGUGUAUGUGUAUGUGUGUAUGUGUGUAUGUGUGUAUGUGUAUGUGUGUAUGUGUGUAUGUGUGUGUAUGUGUGUAUGUGUGUAUGUGUAUGUGUGUAUAUAUAUGUAUGUGUAUGUGUGUAUGUAUGUACAUACAUAUGUAGAUACGUAUAUAUAUACACACACACACACACAGGUUUAUUGGGAAGCUGCUUUCAGACAGGCACGUUCACUAGCCCUCAGUGAAAGAAGCCAGGGAAGCCACCAUGGGAAGGAAGUGGGGAGGGGGAGAGCAGGGAGACCAAAUCAUCUAGGUUAUAUAUACUGGGAUCGAAAGUUUAGGGUUGGGAACAGGUAGGGACUGAGGGAUGCUGGGAGAACCUAGAGGCCAGGCCUGUUUUGGUGUGUAAAAUAUGCACCUCAGCCCCUUGUUGCAGGGUCUGAAACCAAACAAAAGGGUUUUUGGAAGUCAAUGUACUGUCUUCAGCCCCACCUGGGGUGCCCAAGGGCUCCCUUACUCUGCAUCUUGCGAGCACUUGCCAUCAUCUAUCUUUUCAAUGUCCGCCACUCAAGAGGGUGGGCUGGUGUCCACAGUGUUUUUGAUUUUCACUGUUUUUCCUCUAAUGACUAACACUUUUGAGAAUCCAUAUUAGUCAGUUCUGGAUACUGUAAUAAAAUUCCCAACAGACUGGGCAGUUUAAAUCACUGGUAGUCUGUCCCACAGUUGUGGUGGCUGGGGCUUGCACUAUGGAGGGACUGGCAGAUGCUCCUAUGGUGGCUGUCAAGAACCCUCGUCCGGGCUCAGAGAUGCUCGUCUUUUGUCUUCAUGAGGAGGGUGUGGGUAGGGUGGGUUGGUGUCUGUCAGAGAGGAGAGAGAGAGGUCACCACCCUGCCAUUGCCCCCCACACCAUGGCGUCAUCUAAAUCUUAUCACGGUAAACUUGCCUCCACAUAGCACAGGUGGGCGAGGGGCAGCAUGCAUCUCAGGCAGUGACUUCUCUUUCCCACCCCUGUAUCAUCCUUGGUAAAUUGCUUAAGUAAUUUGCCAUAAAAAAUAAUUGCACGUUGGAUCCCCUGGGACUGGGGUUCCCGGCCUGAUGUGGGGGCCGGGAUGGAGUCUGACCCUCUGGAAGAGCAGUAAGCACUUUUAGCCACAGAGCUAUCUAGCCCCAUUUGCCUUUCUCCCUCCUGGUAUAGAAAAAUUACUGCACUUUAAGCUUCAUAUGUAGUGUUGGAUGCAUUCUGAGUUAAUCCUUACACCGAGGGCAAAGGGUGAACUGUAAUUUUCCCCGGCGGGUACCUCCUCAUUCCAGCCCAAUUUGUUGUAAAGACUUCCCUUUGCCCACCAAUUCUCCCCGGUGGCUCGGUGCAAAAUCAGUUUGCCAUGCAUUUUCCAUGGGCCGUGCUCAUCAUGUGUGCAGUGUGCACCACGGUGCCAGCGCCAAUGUCCUUACUACUGGGUCCAUGAAGUCAUGAAGCCAAGCAGUGGGUUCCCCGGCUCUGUUCUCUCUUCGAGAAGCAGUGUUGAAUCUUGAGAGCGCUUUGAAUUCAUUCGAUCUCGAUAUAAACUUGGGAUCAAUUUGUCCUUCUCUGUUUUUAAAAGAGCUUUGAGAUUUUGACUGGAGUUGUGCUGACCCUUCAGUCAAGUGGGGGAUGACUGAUGGCUUAGGACUUUGGGAAGCUGGGUCACUAAGUUGGGGACCUCCCCUCCACCUGUCACCCUCUGCUCCUUCAUCUCCUUUCCCCCCAACCUCUCACCCUUCUUCAUCUCCUCUCCACCCUCUUCUCCGUCCCUCCUUUACCCUGUUGUAAUUUAAAAUAUUUUAUUAGUACUUUGAGAAUUUCAUAUAAUGUAUUUUGAUCAUAUUCACCCAACUCCUCCCCUUACCUCCUUCCAGAUCAACCCCUAUCUCUUUACUCCCAACUUCAAGUCCUCGUUUAAAAAACAAUAAUCCGGGGUUGGGGAUUUAGCUCAGUGGUAGAGCGCUUGCCUAGCAAGCGCAAGGCCCUGGGUUCAGUCCCCAGCUCUGGGGAAAAAAAAAAGAAUAAAAAAACAAUAAUCCACUCUGUUGCCCACAGACUCCUAGUGUGAUCUUGUAUUAGUCAGGCUUCUCUAGAGAAACAGAACUUAUAAAAUGAAUAUCUCUCUCCCUCCCUCUCUCUCUCUUUCUCUUUCUCUCUCCAUAUAUAUACACAUACAUAUGUAUAUACAGUUACAUAUAUAUAUAUGUAGUCUAUAUGUAUGCGUGUCUCUCUCCAUAUAUAUGUGUGUGCAUGUAUGUGUGUGUGCAUAUGUGUGUGUGUGCGUGUGUGUGUGUGUGUGUGUGUGCGUGUGUAGAAAGGGGAAGGGCAUUUAUUUUAAUGGCUUAGAGGCUUUGAUCCAACCAGGGCAACAGUGGCUGCUUGCAAACGGAGCAUCCAAGGGUCCAGUAGCUGUUCAGUCCAUAAGGCUGGAUGGCUCGGCUGGUCGUCAGUAUAUACCAGAAUCCUGAAGAAACAGGCUCUAAUGCUUCAAGGAGUGAACUUGCUAGCGAGAGUGAGAGCAAGGGAAGGCAGCCAGAGAGCAAGCUUCCUUCUUCAGCAUCUUCUACAUCGGCUGCUACCAGAGGUGUGGCCUGGGUUAAAAGGUGGCUCUUCUCACCUCAAUAGAUCGGGAUUGAAGGUAUAUCUCCUUAUCUCAAAGAUCCCGAUUAGAAGUGGGUCUUCCCUCUUAAAACGAUUUAAGUAAGAAAAGACCCCCCACAGGAGUGCCCAGCCGUUUGGGUUUUAGUUAAUUCCAGAUGUAGUCAAGUUGACAACUGAGACCAUCUACCACAGAUGGCGUGUAUCCCAGGCUGGCCUCUGGCCUCACUAUGUAACCCAGGAAGACCUUGCAUGGCUGGUCGCCUGAUUCUGCCUCUGUGUGCUGGCAUUACUGCUAUGCGCCAUCAUGCCUGGUCCUGAACACCCCGCUUUGAUUAUGGUGGCCAUUCCAUUCACGCUUUUUAAAGAUUCAUUUUUAAGUCUGUGCAUGCAUAUACGAACCUGAGUGCAGGUGCCCGCAAGGUCCAGCUAAGGGGUUGGAUCCUAUAGAGCCGGAGUUACAGGUGUGAGGAACUUUCUUGUUCUUGGCGCAUCUCUGGUGUAAAUCUAUGCCAUUCUCCUACGGCUGCCGUGCUCCCAUGGUUCUAAAUGCUGGAAGUCUGGAGUUAAGGUGCCGGUAGGGCUGUAACCAGGGAGGAUAUCUUUUUCAUCUCCUGGUAGCUGCCUGCAUUUCUAGCCCACAGCCAUUUGUUUCUUCUUCUUGCCUGCCUACUUUUCUUUUUCCUCUUCCUCCCCCCCCCCCACUCUCUCCAAGGUCUCACUAUUUAGUCCUGACUAUUGUGGAACUCAUGAUAUAGACCAGUCUGGCUUCGAACUCACAGAGAUCUGCCUGCUUAUCCUCAACUCUCACCCUCUAUUCCUUUCUCUGGACUCCCUCCCUGGGCCUCCGAUAAGAACACUUGCUAUGGGAUUUAUAACCCUGUGACCUGAGACCAUUUCAUGUCACCCCCCCCAACUUGGAAAUGUGAGGAUGACACAGUUGCUAGAUAUGGGCUUUGUAAUUGCAAGGGCUUCAGUUUGGUUUCCAGGCCCUUAUAAAAAUGCCAAGUGUGGUGGUAUCUAGUCCUUUUCUGCUGCGAUCACAGGAUACUUGAGGUUGGAAGAUUUAUAAAGAACAAAGGUUUGCCUCUUAACAAUUCUCAAGGCUGGGGAAUCCAGGAUGAAGGGGCUACACUCCUGGCUCUCAUCUCAUAGUAGAAGGAAAAGCGGGAUGGACCUUGGAGAGGCAGCUUUGAGCUGCAUGUACUCAUGGAGGUGGACCCUGGUGACCUGAAGCUUCAUAUAGUUCCUCUUCCAGCACCUGCAUGUGGGGGUGUAUUAUGUUUCUAGCCUGCAGGCUUCAGGGGACAAACUCAGCCCAGAGGUGAGCAGCUUUUUUCAGCCUUUACCAGAGUGGCAGGGAGUCUGUACCUUCGGGAAUGGGUUCACUUUAAAGAAACAGAUCUUAGGGUUGGAGAGAUGGCUUAGUGGUUAAGAGCACUGACUGUUCUUCCAGAGGUCCUGAGUUUAAGUCCCAGCAACCACAUUGUGCUCACAACCAUCUGUAAUGGGAUCUGACUCCAUCUUCUGGUGUGUCUGAAAAAAAAACAGAUCUCUGUGUAUGAAACUUCAAAUGGACAGGGUUUUCUUUUUCUCUUUUUAUUUAUGUUUAAGGUUUACUUAAUUUUCAACUACGGGAUGUAUGCCUGUGUGCCUGCAGUGCUUGUGACAGCCAGAAGAGGGCGCCAAAUCCCCUGGAGCAGGAUUUACAGGCUCUUGUGAGCUGUCCUACUGAGAUGCUGAGAACAGAACUCGGGUCCUUUAGAAGAACCGUCUCUCCAUUCGUUUGUUUGUUUGUUUAGUAUUUAUUUUCACCUCUGUGCCCUCUAUCAUUCUGUCCUGCUUCUCUUUCUUUAAAUUGUUCUUGCAGGAUUUUCUUAUGGUGUCUUCCAGCUUAUAAAUUUCACAGCAAGAAGGCGGCCAUUCCUCCUCUCUGGUUUGUUGGCUGUCUCUUUUUCUACUUGCCUGUUUUAUGUGAUUUUCAAUUUAUUCUGUUUUUUUAGUCAUGGGACCCUGAAGAGUCUUGGCGUGAGUUUGUACAUUUGUCUUGUGUUUUGAGUCUGUGGAGAAUUUUGGUUCUGUGGGGCUAUGAAAUCCGGGAGGGCUUUGGCCAUUAUUUCUGCAAACAAUUGUUUUCUGUCACCUUCCCCCCAAUUCUUCCUCAAUGCCAGGUUGAGUAGCUUUGGACCUUGUCACACUUGGAUGCUGUAUUUUUGGUUUUCCUUUUAUUUCCAGUGCUGGGGAACAAAGGCAGGGGCUCGCACACACCCGCUGGGCCAGCGCUCCAUCUGUGCUGUAGCUCUUUGCAGCCUUCCGGUGUCUCACGCUUUCUCCUGUUUUAAAGUCCAUUGAUCCGUCCUAGUCACCUCCGCUUUUAUCCCCGUUUUAUCCAACCUGAGACGUUGAGCUCUAUCGUCUCGGGAAUCCAUUUAGGUCAUUUAAAAUAUCCCCCAGUUCUCACCAUGCUCACACUUCCUUCUACCUCCGUUGCACCCGAGGCCUAUUUAUACGUGUGUUUAAACACUUCCGUCUACUGAUCUGUCAUCUGGGAUAUUUCUGGGCUUCUUCCCUUUGAUCGAUUCUUCUGAUUAUGAUUUAUGGCUGUCUUGCCAAACAAAAUUGCACGCCCAGCAAAAAUGUACAUCAUGGAUUUUAUGUCACUGAGCACUGAGUUUCUUUUACAAUAUUUCUUGGGGCCCGUGAGAGUAAAAAUAGUGGUUAGCAAGCCUCUGGGCUGUGGGGUCUGGUCGCAAGCACAAUGGGCUCUGGGGGUUGGUCGUAAGCACAGCACUGGCCAGGUAAGUACCCCACCCCCAAGUCACACCUUCACCUUCAUCUGGUCUUAGGAGGCAGAACAGGAGCCUGCUUGGUGGGUCAAGAGGACACUGUCCUCACCACUGAGGUAAUGCUGACCUAAGCACCCUCCCUGUGAUUGGAGGUUGGGCUGCCUGAGCUCUGAGACUGCGCCGGGUCUGCAUGCCUUCUGUUCCCAGCCGAACACUCCAGGGAGAUCUCUCCCCUGACCCAUGUGACGAAGGGCAGUGUUUGCCGGCCUCAGGCCUCUCCCUGCAGUUCCCACAGAUUAUGGGGCCCUACAGACUAUGGGGGACAUGGUGAUUUCAAACUCUAAUCCCCAUUCCUCUAUCUGGGUCCUGACUUCCUGCUGCAGACUUCACCACUUCCGCUUUCCUGGAGGAGGGGCUGUUGGUUGGGUCCUCCGUUCUCUACAGUUCCCACCCCUCCCCCACAAGGGCACUGCUCCAGCUCAGCUCUGAGUUUCUUCUCAUGUGCCUGUGCUUAUGAGCGUCUAAGGACAUUCCUGGGUAUCUUUCUUCAGUUGCUGUUUUCUUUCUAACUUUUUAUUUAAUUCUUUUAGACAGAAUCUUCUUUUGUUGUUACUGUUGCUUUUGUUAGUUUAUUUUUCAAGACAGGGUUUCUCUGUGUAGCCCUGGCUGUCCUGGAGCUCCCUCAGUAGACUAGGCUGGACUCAAACUCAGAGAUCUACCUGCCUCUGUCUCUCCAGUGCUGGGAUCGAAGGCCUGCACCAUUACCACCUGGCUAGACAGUCUUUUAAUGGCCUGGGUCUCAACAGGUAGACUUGGCUGGCCGGUCAGUGAAACUAGAGAUCCACCUGUCUCUAUUCCUCAGUGCCAGUGUUAUAAAUGCCCAUCACCACACCAGCCUUUCGAAAGUGGAUUCUUGGGGCUCUGGGCUGGAUAGUUUGGUCAAUUUGACACAAGCUAGAGUCCUCGGGAAGAGGGAACCUCAGUUGAGAAAAUACACCCACCAGAGCAGCCUGUGGUGAAGCCUGUGGUGCAUUUUCUUAAUGAUGAUUGAUAUUGGAGGCACAACUUACUGUGGGCAAUGCUGGGUGCAGGCUGAGCAAGCCACAGGGAGUGAGCAGGUAAGCUCUGUCCCUCUAUGAAUUCUGCUUCAGUUCUUGGGCUCCUGCCUUGGCUUCCCUGAAUGAUGACCGAUAAGCCCUAAAUGGAAACAAACCCUUUCUUUCUCAAGAUGCUUUUGGUCCUGGUGUUUUACCACAGCAAUGGGAACCCUAAGGCAGGUUUGAACGGAGGUCCUUAUGCUUGUGAGGUCAUGGCUUUAACAUCCGGGUCAUCUCCAUGAUGGGUCUCCAUGUGGCUCAGCAGUGCUGGGUUCAAUCAUGUGACUGAAGGACCAUCACCCUCUCCGGAUUUCUUUCCACACAGAAACCAUCCUUAAUGGGUAAUAACUCUGCCUCCUUCCCUCAGCUCUGGGCAGCUACCAGGCUGCUUCUUUUUGACUCAAUUUGUCUUUACUAUCCAGAGCCUGGCUACUCUGAUGGGUGCCGUUCAAACUCCUCACCUCCAAAUCAGGGCUUUCUGUCCUGACUCUGCCUCUGGCCGCCCUGUUUUGCUCUCUUUGAUCUACCCUUCUAAUGUCAUGAUACUUGAGAUCUGUGGUCCAUUCUUUCCAACCUGGGCACUAAAACCUGUGCUUCUCUUCAGCUCAUACUCUGUCUUCUUGCAUCCUGAAGUCUAGGUCACUUGUCUCCCUGCCUUGUCUCCGCUAACUUCAAUCCUACCACAGCCCCAGUGAUCUUGUUUCAGGAUCCUGGCCUCUGUGAAAGCUGCUCUCACCCUUGUCUAGCCUCUGGGCACCUCGGGAGCUGCUGACUCAUAGUCUAGUCUCCCUUGUGCCUCUCUCAGGCUUCGCUUGCUUGGUUAGUGCCUGACAUCCCCAAGCUCUCUCUAGGCUGAUGUCAUUUCUGCUCAAGAGGCUUCAUGCUACCCAGCCAGAGAGACACUAUCCCCUGAGGGAAUGGGGUGUUAGGGGUGCAUGGGAGAAGUGGCCCCACAGGAGGCUGACGGGAGAAAAAACCCUUCCCAGGCCUGUUCCACUGUCCAGCCGCUGUUCCCUCCUCCUCCAUGACGUGAAAUCUGACUCCAGUUGCAACUGCUGUUGGAGAAGAAGUUAGAAGCAGGAUAAUUAUAGUGGGCUGAAUGGGAAGACAUCCAGAACUAGAGGAGCUGGCAGCCCUGGUGGGGCAUGCAGACAGCUUCAUGAGUGAUGGGAAAUGCCUCGAAGGCCGGGGUGCCUCCGAGUUGAGCCGCUUCCCAAAAUAAUCUAGGGGCAGCUGUCUCAGCUUCUGAAACUGGGUCUGGCCACAGGAGCCUGGGGAGCCCCCGGCCCCAAAGCAGCCCCGCUCUGGGAACAGAUGGUGUUAGUGAUUUUUAUUUCUUUUUACCGAAGUCAGCUGGUGAGGAACAGCUUGUCUAGAGAAGUGUUGCCCACUCCCCACUCUUUUGGCUAUGGAUCAAAGCUGCCCUUCCCCCCACAGCCUCUGUCUCCUUUCCUUAUAAGUCUGGUGGAGGGCCUGCAGCUCAUUCCAUUUCAGAACUCCAGGGGUCCUCACCAGCUGCAUGGCAGGGACAGCCCAGGAAGCAUCCCGGUCCUCUCCAUCAGCGGGGGUCACAGAUUGUGAGGAGGCCUGGGUAUGUGGAGAACAGACAAGGAGAAUACCCAGAAAUGAGUUUUCCAAGGCUUGACCCAUUGGCUCCAGGCUGGCCAACAAGUGCCAGAAUUCUUUCAUUCACCCACACGCCUUUCAUACAGAUUGACAACACCAAAAAGGAGAUUCACCACCCAAGAGCCCUCACGUCUGCACUGAUCGAUAGGCCUCCCGGUGUGUACUUUCUUUGUGCGAGGCUUGGAGCAGGUGUAGAGAGAUUGUGGAGUGGGGAGGUCAAGGCCCAUUGCUUGUCAUGCUGGCUUGGACGCAACGUCUGGGCCGGCGUCUGCCAUGUGGUCCCUGAAUACAUCUUUUCCCUGCAGGAGAAUCUGGAUAGAUCCCUAAGUCCCUAGAUAGUGGAGUCCUUGUCUGUUAAGUGGGAGCAAGAAGGAGUCAAACCUUCAUGAGAUUUUAGUGAAAGUUACUAAGAGAAUCUAUCUAAGGAGCUGGAAGUAUGAGUAGACAUGUCACUCAAUAAAGUAUUACAUGAUACCAUGAGCACCGUCAUCACCACUGGCAGCAUCACAGUCACUGCACCAUUAUCUUUACUACCACAAUCACCAUCACUACCAUCAUCUCUGUUACCAUCAAUACCAGAUGAUCACCAUUGUCAUCGUCAUCAUCACCACCACCAUCAUCAUCACCAUCAUCAUCACCAGCAUCACCAUCACCAACACCAUUAUCAUCACCACCACCAUCAUCACCACUGGCAGCAUCACAGUCACUGCACCAUUAUCUUUACUGCCACAAUCACCAUCACUACCAUCAUCUCUGUUACCAUCAAUACCAGAUGAUCACCAUUGUCAUCGUCAUCAUCACCACCACCAUCAUCACCAUCAUCAUCACCAGCAUCACCAUCACCAACACCAUUAUCAUCACCACCACCACCAUCAUCACCACCACCACCACCAUUAUCACCACCACCACCAUCAUCAUCACCAGCAUCAUCACCAGCAUCACCAUCUUCACUGUCAUCAUCAGCUUCAUCAAUACACUGCCAACAUCACCAUCCUCCUCUUCCUCCUGGCCACUGCUACCACCACCUCUUUUCUAAAAGACAGGGCUGAGGGUCCCCUCCUCCAUCCCAGUGAGCUUGCAGUGAUGUGAGGUAUCUGGCCAGGGAUCUCGUUCACAGUUGGCAUUUAGAGCCAGGAACUGAGAAGCAUUCUAUGUAUCUGUGGUGAUUUGAGAACGUUUGGCCCAGGGUGUGGCACUAUUAGGAGGUGUGGCCUUGGUGAAGGAAGUGUGUCACUGUGGGGGUGGGCUUUAAGACUCUCAUCCUAGCUCCCUGGAAGCCAAUCUUCUGUUUGCCUUUGGAACAAGAUGUAGAACUCUCAGCUCCUUCAGCACCAUGUCUGCCUGGAUGCUGCCAUGCUCUUGCCUUGAUGAUAAUGGACUGAACCUCUGAACCUCUAAGCCAGCCCCAAUUAAAUGCUGUCCUUAUAAGUGUUGCCUUGGCUAUGGUGUCUGCUCAUUUCAAUAAAACCAGAAGACAGUA